This is a messenger RNA of Halteromyces radiatus, 1109 nucleotides long. RefSeq lists its product as uncharacterized. The record is from RefSeq and is a predicted model, not a curated record. NCBI's taxonomy places the organism in Eukaryota, Fungi, Mucoromycota, Mucoromycetes, Mucorales, Cunninghamellaceae. The transcript has 5 exons. Bases 44 to 1018 code for a protein of 324 amino acids.
UUUUUUUUUUUUUCUCUUUCUCUUUUUCUUUAUCAACUUUGUCAUGAAACACCUUUCAUUAACUCUCGCCUUGGGUGUAUUAUCUUCCUCUAUGAGUGUCAUGGCACGCUCAUCUGUUUAUUUUACACCAAUGAUACAACCAAUGGAUUCCAUUCCUGAAGUAUCAUUGAAUACUUUCUCUACUUGGAUGGCACAUAUGACGGGGUCUAGUGAAAUACAUUCUGUCUUUCAUUGGAAAGAUAAACAUCGACAAGAAGCUUUGGAAGGUAUACAAACUUUAUGGUCUCAUCCUACUUUUAGAGAAAUGGUUUCUGGUGAUAUUUUCGAACCUUUGACAAACUCAAAAAAGUCCAUGGUUAUUAUUGAUGGAGUCGCUCAUUCUAAAGAUAUUUUACCUAAUCGGCAACCUUCUCUUUAUGUUGAUGAUAAUGAUGCCCAAGAUUUUAUGGAUGUGGCUCUGGAUACCAUGGCUUUAUACGCUGACAAAAAUGCUGAAACUCAAAAGAUUGAAAAUGUGGACGACACUGUGGAUACCAAUCUUAACGAAAUUAUCGAUUCUUUCAAAACUCAUUAUGAAUCUUUGGUAGAUACCACUGUAUUUGAUUCUAACAACAAGGCAGAUCGAACAUUUAUGAUCGAAAUGGAAAAGAUCCGAGGGAUGACGAACAAGGAUUUUAACGUGGUUCGAUUGACAGGAUUGAAACAACUUGGACAAGAACAUGGUAUUAAUUCAAACGUAUACAGAGAGGCACAACAAGUGGUACAACAAUUGAUCAACAACGAUAUUGAACAACAACAAAAAGAAACAAUGACAUUGAUUAUGACACCUUGGACGAAUACAAUGGAAAAACGUGCAGUACCUGAAAAGAUCAACGCUGUCAGUGAUUUUCAACUACUCUUCUGGACUGGUGUUUUCUUGGUAUUAGUGACUUCAGGUGUAUUGACGUUUGUCUAUAGAUUGGGUAGUGUGGAUACUGGUAAUGUGGUCAUGACUUCUACUCUCCCCAAACAAGAUUAGUUUUAGUUUUAGUUUAGCCUUUUUUUUUUAUUAUUAUUAUUAUUAUUACUGUUAUCUUUGUGAUGAAUAAAUGGAAACUUGUUGUCAAUGA